Stomoxys calcitrans (stable fly) is the source of this 760-nucleotide messenger RNA. Its product is annotated as translocator protein. Gene Ontology annotation, cellular component: mitochondrial outer membrane. NCBI's taxonomy places the organism in Eukaryota, Metazoa, Arthropoda, Insecta, Diptera, Muscidae. The transcript has 2 exons. Bases 106 to 630 code for a protein of 174 amino acids. The record is from RefSeq and is a predicted model, not a curated record.
AGUUCGAAACAUUAGUUCAUAGCAAACGCAUUGAAGCAAACAAAAAAACGCAAGUAAAAGAAAGUCGUUGUAGAAGUAGUGAAAUAUAAAAUUAAUUUUGUCAAUAUGAGCGAUUGCUGGAGAAUUGCUGGAGCCAUUGCUCUUCCCAAUUUGGGAGGCAUAAUGGGAAGCAUAGUGACUCGUAAGAAUCUAGAUCCGUGGUACAAGGGUUUGAAAUUCCCCUCAUAUCGUCCACCGAACUGGAUUUUCGGUCCAAUGUGGACUUCGCUCUAUUCGGGCAUGGGUUAUGCUUCUUAUUUGGUGUGGCGGGAUGGCGGCGGUUUCUCAGGUGACGCGCAAUUGCCCCUUUUGGCCUAUGGAACACAGCUGGCAUUGAAUUGGGCCUGGUCACCAAUAUUCUUUGGUCAUCAUAACAUUAAAGGAGGUCUUAUCGACAUCGCUGCUUUAACGGCUACUGCCUCUGUCUGUGGUGUUCUAUUUUAUCGAGUCAACAAAAUCGCGGGCUACUUGUUCAUUCCCUACAUUGCAUGGCUCGGCUUUGCUUCGAUGUUAAACUACUCCAUGUACAAACUGAACGUUGAGUCAAAAGAGCAGCCCCCUAAAGCCGCUGAGAGUUCAAAACAUGCCUAAACAUAUUGAGCGAUGUGAUGUGCUGUGCUUAUUGAAAUGUUAUUAAAAUAUUUGUUACAUUUGUAUGUUGUUUGUAUGUGUGUAUGUAUGAUUGAUGGAAAUUAUAGUAUUUUUGUGAACAAAAACAGAA